Molecule: messenger RNA, 1032 nt
Organism: Rhopalosiphum padi (bird cherry-oat aphid)
Lineage: Eukaryota; Metazoa; Arthropoda; Insecta; Hemiptera; Aphididae
Source: RefSeq, a predicted model, not a curated record
AUGAGAAUACAUCCAUCAAAGUCUAGUAUAAAAUGGGACCAUUACAGUCAAGUGUUUAAAUGUGAUACAAAAACAAUGUUGAAAAUAUGCCCUAAGAUAACAAGGCACCACAUAGAGUUAAACAAUAUGACAAAAAUGAAAGUGAAAUUUGUAACACAGGUUUUAAAACAAAAUCUACUAUGGUUAGAUGAAUGGGAAAAAAAUCUAGAAGAUGGUCUUAUACAAGAAAAAGAAUUCCUCACUAAAGCUACUUCAGAAUCUUUAAGGCUAACACUAAAGUCAACAAUUGAUUUAAAAUUUUUUGGUAUAAUACGACAAACAUCAGGGCCAAAUGAUCACCCGACUACACCAACUUUCCUUCAACUUUACAGAUUAUUGUCUAUUUGCUCAUUAGUGAAACCACCAAGAAGUGGUAACUGUACAGUUAUUGAUGCAUCAUCAAUAACUUUAACUGAGUUAAAUAAUGAUGAAUCAUAUGCCAGAGAAGAAAAAAUUGAGAAACUAAAAAAUUAUAUAGACAAAGUAGUUGAAGAAGGAAAAUGGGACAUGGAUGAUGUAUUUAGAGAAACCAAUUUUAAUGAUGAUACAACAUUUAAUUGUGUUGUUUAUUAUUUGGCAGGGUAUUUGGCAAGAAAGCUUAGUAAGAAAACAAAAUGUCAACUUUGCUCAUCAGGAAUUAAAAAUAAUGAUUCCAUUGAUAAUAACUUAGCUGCAGCUAAGUUAACAAAUCUUAAGUCUCGUGGUUAUUUGACACAAGCAGAUAGUGGCUUUUAUAUUUUGUUAAGACAAAUUGAAAAUUCAUUUGCUCUUAAUGCUCAAAGCCCAAAUGCUUUUGAUGAUACUAUUGACCAUUUUUUUAACAACAAUUAUAUAAUUCCAUUUCCUUGUGAUGAACAUAAGCAUGAAAUAGUUCAGUUUAUUUUUGAGUCAUAUCUAACUAUGAUAAUGAGACAAUUCACUUGGAUUAGCAACAAACAAACAAAAUCUACAAACAAAGUAAAGAAAAAAUUGUCAAAAUUAGUCCCCCAUUAA